This is a messenger RNA of Drosophila sechellia, 555 nucleotides long. RefSeq lists its product as uncharacterized. The coding region runs from base 1 to 555 and encodes 184 amino acids. The transcript has a single exon. The record is from RefSeq and is a predicted model, not a curated record. NCBI's taxonomy places the organism in Eukaryota, Metazoa, Arthropoda, Insecta, Diptera, Drosophilidae.
AUGACAGCUAUGUGUGAUAAUUGUUUUGUGUUUUACUUUCGAACCGAUGCACUUGAAAGAAAUAUAUACUCAAAUAAAGCAUAUAUGUGUUUAUUUAUUUGCAAUUCGAUACCGAAUCUGCUGAUAGUUUUUUGCCGUGUGAAAUUUCCAUUGCCACUGGGUUGGGAAAAUGUGAAAAAGGGCCAGGCCAGACCAGGCAAGCCGACUGACUUUGGCAUACUUUCGAUGCCAAGCGGAUUGAUUAGCAUCUAUAGCCCCUCUGCAGCUCCCUCAUCUGGCAUUCAACUGGUGUCCCAUGCGUGGGACUCACUCAUAUUAUACGCUGGGUAUCUGUGCAUAUAUUUCUUAUUCUCCCCGAUCAACUGGCGACAUUGUUCCUCGCUGGCUGUCAGUUCUUGUGUGGGCAAAAGUGCCUCUGAUUGUCGCUGCCUGCGAGCGUGGUUGCCUCGUUUGCACUCUAACAACUGCGAACUGUCAGAUAGCCAGAAAGCUUUAUGCGCAGUCGAAAAUUCGGGGCGUUGCAGACAGAAGUGUGACAAGGAAAUGGAAUUGUGA